AGUAGUGUUUAGUGUUUCCAGUAACAAGAUGGAGUGGAAGUAGAAUUUCUAGGGUUUGAAAGAUUCUGGUAGAGUUUCUUUGCUACUUCGUUCUUCCAAUCAAUCUCAGUUGCAAUUCUAUGAAAUCAAUGGAAAAUAAAAGACAGAAGCAAAUUAUAACUCAACCAGAAACACAGAUGAUUUCAAAGAAGAAGAAAGUCGGAAAUGGUGGUGAUUCCGAAGAAAUCAGUAAUUCCAUAUCUCUUCCUCAUGAUCUUGUCAUAAAUGAUAUACUAACGAGAGUACCUGUUGAUAGUUUGAUGCGAUUCAAUUGUGUAUGCAAAUUAUGGCUUAAUUUAAUCUCCAAUGAUGCUAAAUUUAUGAAUAUGCAUGCUCGUAAAAGUGGUACUCAUGGGUUUGGGCUUAUGUAUCUUUCAUCAAGUUAUACUGAUGAUGAUAGUAGAGUAGGUAGAAAAAUUCAUGAAUUUAAUGGUGUUAUCAAAUCUAAUGGUAUUGUUUUCUGUAAUAUUGAUAAGAAAGAAAACAAGGUUAUCCAUUUUAAACCAGAAACUGGUUUCGUAAACAGGAAACUAGUAAUUCGACAUUCGCUUAAUGGUUUAGUUCUUUUAUCCCGCCAAGAAGAUACUUUUGGUUUCACUAUUCAUGUUUUUAACCCAAUUACUGGUUAUUCAGUUCAACUUCCUGAUCUUAUUGGUUUUUCAAAUGGUAUCAUUGGUAAAAGAUAUCACCUAGCUUAUGAUGCAGCCACCGAAAAGUAUAAAGUUGUUUGCUUUUAUAAAAGGAAGAGAGGGUUUAUUUUCAAGAUUGUUACUGUAGAUGUUAAAAGUGAUUCAUGGAGGAAUGUCGUUGAUCUGUCGUCUCCUUGUUUACUGGAUGAUUAUGAGGCGGUGUUUGCUAAUGGAUCUUUAAAUUGGUUGACUCAUGAUAGAUAUGAUAUGGGUGGUUGUAAAGCUGAUCAGGGUAAAACUCUUAGUCUCGAUGUUAGCGAAGAAAAGUUUUAUAAGAUAGAUUACCCGAAAGGAGUUCCAGAUAAAUCUCACCUAUUGGAGAUGGGAGGAUCACUUUGUUUUCUUGCCUAUGUGCGACCGGGAAAAUAAAAUUAUGGGUUUUGAAGGAGAAUGAGGAGAAGCAGAGAAAACGAGAUCAACGUAAUGAAUGGUUAGAGUGUAAUGUUGAUAUAUUGCAGAAUAAUGAUGUAUCGAAACUCUUCCAUAAUUUGGACAACUUUCAUUGUGUUGCAGUUGUUAAAAACCCUGAGCUUAAAAUCAUAUUUUGGACUACCAAUCGGCGCAUACUUGAUAAGCCAGACGAGAGGGGAUUUAGUAGGUUUUACACCACCGAGUUCUACAGUUAUGAUGUUGAUUUGAAAACUUUUGCUCUCAUCUCUAAGCAUACAGGGAUAUUUGUCAAAUGGGAUCUCAACUCCCUUGUCCACUUCAAUCAACCUUUGCUGGUUAGUUCGGUGGAGCCAGAACAACUAAAGUGAAAGAAACAAGCAGUAUGCAGGAGGAACCUCCAGGCUUGUUAUGCAGUGGACUAGCUGCGCUUAAGAGGUUAAUUUGUAAGUGACUGUAAGGAACUUGACAUUAAAGUGAAAGAAACAAGCAGUAUGCAGGCUUGUUAUGCAGUGGAUUAGCUGCGCAUUAGGAGGUUAAUUUUGUAAGUGACUGCAAGGAACUUGACAGUGCAGUAACUCUUUCUUCCUACACUCAUGUUGAAAUAUAGAAUUUUGGCCUUCCAAGUAUGUAAGAGGAUCUUAUAGUCGGAAGACGGAUCUACUAACCAAGGAAUCUUUGCGUAGGAAUCUAAACAAAACUUGGCAUUAGAAAGCUUUUAUCUUCUUGCUUGAAAAUUCUGAAGAUCGGGAGAAAUAAUAUAGUAUGUGUAAUUGGUUGUAAUACUCUUUAGUUAACUUUUUGGUUUCUUGGCUUUGACCGGAAAAAAUAUAGUAUGUGUAAUUGCUUACAGGUUCCAUCGGUUGAUUUCAUUUUGUUCCUCAUCAGAUUUGUUAGGUUCUUAUGUCUUUAUUGAGAAAGCUAAACUUUGCCAGGAUACUUCAUUUCUAUAAUAUUUGUGAUUUUAAG
This is a messenger RNA of Papaver somniferum (opium poppy), 2084 nucleotides long. Its product is annotated as putative F-box protein At2g02030. The record is from RefSeq and is a predicted model, not a curated record. The transcript has 2 exons. The coding region runs from base 120 to 1097 and encodes 325 amino acids. Gene Ontology annotation, molecular function: protein binding. Lineage: Eukaryota; Viridiplantae; Streptophyta; Magnoliopsida; Ranunculales; Papaveraceae.